Tetrahymena thermophila SB210 is the source of this 3804-nucleotide messenger RNA. RefSeq names its product tubulin-tyrosine ligase family protein. The record is from RefSeq and is a predicted model, not a curated record. The transcript is spliced from 14 exons. Lineage: Eukaryota; Ciliophora; Oligohymenophorea; Hymenostomatida; Tetrahymenidae. Gene Ontology annotation, biological process: protein modification process. Gene Ontology annotation, molecular function: ATP binding; metal ion binding.
AUGAAACCUAUUUCUACAAGUGAAGCUACCAGCCCUGUGCUCAAAAUAGACAAAAAAUUAGAAAUCAAAGAAAAGAAUAUUUAGCAAGGAGAUAAGUAGGCUCAUAAAAACUAUAAGUUUUGUUUGUUUAAUGGCAAUAAUUCUGUAGUUUUCAGAAAAAUUUUAUUAUCAAGAGGCAAUUGGGAAGAGAUAAAAGAGAGCUAAAUUGAAGAAAAGAGCAUAUUUUAGAACUCAAAUUUUAUUUGGAAAAGCUACAACUUUUCAGUUAGAAAAUAUGCUAUUAUUGAAGACAUCCACAGAAAUAAUCCUUUUAAGCAGAUAAUAAACCACUUUGAAAAUAACAGAGGAAUGUGCACUAAAACUGGUUUAAUCCGCUCACUUAGUUCAUAUUACAGGCAUUUAGAUCCAGCUAUUUAAGCAAAAUAUACCGUAUUUGAUACAUGUGCUACGAGUUUUGUUUUAACUGCCGGAAUUAAUGAUGUUGAAUUUACAUCUUUUAUGUCUCGAUAUAACGAAAUAGCUAAAGGAAAUUUUAUUAAAGAAAAAGUACCCAAAAAACAUUGUUUAGAAAAUAUAUGGUUGCUAAAGCCAGCUGAUGCUAAUUAAGGUAGAGGAAUAGAAAUAUUAAAAACUCAAAAAGAUAUAAUAAGCUCCCUUGUUUAAAAAUAAUGUAAUUCUUACUGGGUAAUUCAAAAGUAUAUUGAAAAGCCUUUAUUGUAUCAUGGUAGAAAGUUUGAUAUUAGAAUAUGGGUGCUUGUCACUAAGUCAGGUGAAAUAUUUAUCUAUAAGCCAGGAUACAUAAGAACAUGUUGUGAUGAAUAUAAUAUGUAAGAUAUAGAUGUUAACUUACAUUUAACAAAUAAUUUUGUUUAAAAACACCAUUAAAACUACGGAUAGCACGAACCAGGAAACACUCUUCCACUAGAAUGCUUGUUUGAAUAUAUUGACUAGAAAUUUGCAAAUGAAAAUACAGAACAAGUUAACUUGAGAGAAAGAAUUCACUAAAGAAUGAAAGAUUUAAUAAUAGAUACUAUUCUUUCAGUCAAGAAAAGUAUGAUAACUAUAAAAAGAUAUAACAAUUUCGAGCUCUUUGGAUAUGAUUUUUUAAUUGAUGAAGACUUGAGAGUUUGGCUCAUUGAGGUAAACACAAAUCCUUACAUUGGAAUACCUAAUGAUUUUAUUAAAGAAUUGGUACCAAGGAUGGCAGACGAUCUUGUAAAAAUUGCUGUUGACCCUUUGUUUCCACCCUAAAAUCCUCCUGAAAGUUAAAAUAAUGAUUUUGAGUUGAUUUAUUGUGAAAACGGUAGCAGUUUUAAUAAUGGAAACCCUAAGAAUGUUAGAUAGCCUUUUUCAGUUUCUCCCUAUCCUCUAUAAAAGCUUGCUCAAAAACCAAACAAAGUUCAAAGAUAGUAUGGAACAAGUCUUUUAUUUAAUAAUGUUUCUAAACCCUAGUUAUAAUCUGAGCAAAAUAAUUCAUAGGAUGAAAAUUAAGUAAUAAAUACUUCAGAAGUAAAUGAUUAAACCAAUUAAUAAAUAAAAUAAAGAAGUGCUUCUGCUGCUAGAAUAUCUUAAAAUAAUAAUAAAGGAGGUUUUUCUCCAAAUUUUUCUGUAGUAGAAAGAAAUGCUCAUUCAAAAUCACCAGAAUCAAGAUUUUUAUCAAGUAACUUAAGGUCUGGUAGUGCUUAGUAAAUUAAAAUGCAAUAACUAGAUAAGCAAACACUAGUUGAGAAUGAUUCUAAAAAAAAGUUAGAAAGGCAAAAAACUGUGGAAGAGUAGGAUUAAGAAGAUGAGUAGCAAUUAGAAAAUCUAAAUCAAAAUAUAAAUGAAAAUAUUCUCUAAUAAACCAAACUUAAUAGCAAUAAUCAAUCUUAUGAUCCUGACUUAAUGUUUUACAACCUCAAAAAGCUCCUUAAUACUUAUCUUUAUGCAGAUUUCUAACCAUUUUAUUAGCACAUUAAUAAUAUUCUAAGUAAAAUGAUGAAUUGGGAGUUAAUGAGUGAGUAGGAAUUAAAAGUUGUCGUAAAGACACUAAGAUUUAUUUUAGAGUCUAGAAUUUCGAAUAUUUUAGUUGAUUAAAAGUAUAUUGAAAAACUCAUAUCAGUUAUAGAUUCUCAAAAUCACCCUAUAGAAAUACAAGAAGUCUCUCUUGAAGCCCUUUGCACAAUUACUAAAAAUGUCUCUAACAAAGUUAGGAUUGUUUCAAAAAAUAUUAUUCUUUUGUUAAUAAAGAUAAGCCUCUCUAGCUGUGAUGAAAAAGAAAUGGAGAAAUAUGACAGAAAGAUAAGAAUUUUGGCAACUAAUUGCUUAAUACAUUUAGGUGGAAUUUAUAAUAGAAGAUAAUAUAUUCCAGGGGAAACAAGAGAUAAUGAUAAAAUAAGGAGAUUAAUUAUUGAAAAUGGUGGCUUACUGGCUUUGCUGUGGAUAAGAAAAAAGGUAAAUGAUAAUGAAAUCAAAAAAAUUUCAUAAGAUUUUAUAGAUAAUUUGGAUAUCUCUGAUUUUGAGCUACAGUAUAAUUUGGUAAAGAAAUGGAGAAAGGCUCUCUUUUAUGGAGGCUAAAUGAAACAGAUAUAAAAAAAUUAAUACAGCUAAGAGUCCUUAUAAUAAUGUAAUUUGAGUGGUGAAUUGAGUAUGCUCUAAGAAAAGAUUAAAGAAGAAAACGGAUAUGAAGAUAGCAAAGGCGAAAAUGUCUCUUCUUAACAAAAUGAUAAUGCAUUGCAAAAGAAAACAAAUACUUUUAUGGCUAAUAUUAAUUAAAUCUAAAAAGUUAAACUAAAAAAUAAUAAUGAACCUACUCCUGAACAAUAUCCUGUCUUUUUGUAAACACUUGACUAUUUUGAUUUUUAAGGUAGCAUGGAUACUGCUGAAGAUAUUUACUUAACAAUCAAAGAAUAAAUCAUAAAAAGAGACAAGGAAGAUAAAUUAAAAAAAGAAAUGGAAGUAAAAAAAUAAUAGCAGUAAGAAGACGAAAGAAAAUUACAACUCUUAGAAAGAAAAGCAAAGGUUGAAGAAUUUUAGAAAAAGAAAGAAGAAGAAAAAUUGAAAAGGAAAUUAGAAGAAAAAAGAAGGGAAGAAAAACAGAAAGAGAUUCUUGCAUAAGAGGAGAAGAAAAGAUAGUAAAAAUAUGAGGAAAUGCAAAAGAGAAGAGAAGAGCUCAGAAGAUUUUAAAAAAUGGAAGAAGAUAGAAGAAAAUUUUAAGAUGAUGAUGGGCAAAGAAAGAAUAUGGAAAUAAGUAGAUUAAAGAGAUACUUAGCACCUAAGUUAUUAAUAGAAGAUCCUACAUCAAAAUAACAAAUUGAUUUCAUAAACAGCAGAAACUUAUUUAUUAAAUCUAAGGAAAACGAUUAAAGCAAUUUAUUGAGCACUAUUUAAAAUCAAGUUAAUAAUUUUAGCAACAGAUAAAAUUAAACACAGAAUAAUAGCUUUUUAGCAAUUAAGGUAAGUAAUAGUAGAUAAAAACUCGCUUCUUUAAGUAAUAGGAAUAUUCCUUAAUCUCCUACAUUACUAUAAUCGAGUUAAGUUUUCUCAGACUCAAUUUAAUUAUUAAGGCACCAAAUGAAAAAUUAGUUUACAAAAGAUGAUAAUCUAUUAAAGUAGUCUAACAAAAUUAUAAUAAAAUCCCCUAACUUGGCAUAAUCUUAAUAGUUUGCAAACACAAAAUAUAGAAACUAAAGACAAUUAUCCCCUAUUAAAGUUGAUGAAGUAUAAUCAAAUGGUAUAUAAGAGGAUAUUUAAGAGGAAUCCAAAUAAGCAAACUAAAUUCUUUUAGAAAACUAAGAAAAUAUGUCAGCAUCAUAGUAGGUGUGA